Messenger RNA from Xiphophorus couchianus (Monterrey platyfish), 1389 nucleotides. Its product is annotated as Fc receptor-like B. The coding region runs from base 95 to 937 and encodes 280 amino acids. Gene Ontology annotation, biological process: cell surface receptor signaling pathway; immune response. Gene Ontology annotation, molecular function: transmembrane signaling receptor activity. The transcript has 7 exons. NCBI's taxonomy places the organism in Eukaryota, Metazoa, Chordata, Actinopteri, Cyprinodontiformes, Poeciliidae. Gene Ontology annotation, cellular component: external side of plasma membrane. The record is from RefSeq and is a predicted model, not a curated record.
CUGGAGAUCAUUCUGGUAGGAAGCUGCGGUACGUUUGACAUAAAACCAGAGCUGAGAUGAACAAACCGCCUUUCUGCCAGUACAGCAGCUCAGGAUGGAGGUAACAGCUCUCUGCGCCGUCGUUGUUUGUCUGAGACUCUUUCCCAGCAGAUCCCAGUUCUUCCAGUAUGAAUCUUUGACUCUGAGCUGUGAGGGAAACUGGUCUGAGUUUAGAGUCAGAAGAAUUACACCAAAACAAACAACUGAACUCUGUCUCCAGUAUUCAACUCACAUUGAUAAAACCGAAUGCUUCUUUUCUGAGCUGUAUGAACACGACUCAGGAGUUUACUGGUGUGAAUCUGCAGCAGGAGAACACAGCGACGCCGUUAACGUCAGUGUAACAGAUGAACCUUUGAUCCUGGAAGGACCUGAACAUCCAGUUAGUGAAGGAGAAAAUCUGACUCUUCACUGCAGAUUCAGGCCACCAUUAUCCUCCGGUCUAACUCGUUUCUAUAGAAACGGGGUUCUGGUCGGGAGCGGCUCUACGGGACGGUUCACCGUCCGGAGCGUUUCUAAAUCUGAUGAAGGAUUUUACAAAUGUAACGCCUCUGGAGUCGGAGAAUCAGCCGAAACCUGGCUGGCAGUAAGAGGACGCAGACCUCAGACGUUUACUGCUGCCUUCGCACACAUUCUGCUUCCUGCUGCGGUCGGCUGUUUUCUGCUGAUCAUGAUGUUGCUGCUCUGCGUCGGGAGAAACCACAAAGUGUCAGUGGACAGCGUUGUGUCCUACACCGUCAGCGUCACACAGGAAGGAAAAACUCACCGAAUCAUAGAGCCUCAGAACGAACCAGUUCUAGGACGGGUUCAGUACGUCAGAGACAGACAGACGGAAGGACGGCUCAGGACUCAGGACCAUCAGUCCAGACUCGAGACUGAAAACCCCAGAGGCUCUUUAUGAAAAGACCUGGAUAAGAAGGCUGGUGGAGGCUUCUGGUGGGUUAGAGCAUCUAAUAAAGACUUCCUGUUUCUCCCAGCUGUGAUCUGAGAGCUUUCUUAGAAAUCUGACACUUGUUUCUUUGAGAUGCUUCUGUAUCUGGUUACAUUCAAGUACAUGCUUCAUUUUAAGGUGGUAAAACAUAAUGCUAGUAUUUCCUCUCUUCCACACACUUUGCAGAUUACAUUUUUCUCCUCCUGGUUUUACUGUUUAAGCGACGGGGUAAUUUAAAGCCCAGACGUUGUUAACUCUGUACAUGGACCUGCGAGGUCGCAGUGUGCUGCACUUUUACACACUUUUACUGUGUGGUUUCAGAAAGACCACCAUCCAAUCACCCCGCAACACAGAAUAAAGUCGAUAUUUACAGGCAAAAAAAAAAACAAAAAACUUCUCAGAUUUAAUUAUGACUUAAUAAA